UCACGCCUCUCCAUUCCCUCUUGGCAGCCUGGAAGGGGUUUCCGAUGGACUGUCAAGGCCUGACUUCUAGUCCCUUCCCCUCUCUUGGCCUGUUUCCCUGGGAACUGAGGGGAAAGCGGGCAGAGAUCCCCAGAGUCCCUUCUGGGCAGAUGUUCCCCGCUGGGUGAAGCUUCCCCCUGUCAUCUCUGAGUUCAAGAGUUGAUUGACCUUGCUUUUAUGGUUGUUUCCUGUUUUUGUCCUCCUGCUUCCUCUCCUGCUCUGUCAUCAGGUGACAGAUUUAGAAGCAUGGGGCUGCCUUCUUGUCCGUGGGCCCACGUGGGUAAGGCCUGAGCCAUCGGAGCUGCGCUCCGAGAGGAUGCAGAGAGAAAGGGAUGGUCCCCUUCCUCUUGGAAUUGCAUCUGGGGUUCCUGAUGAAUCUCUUUUAUAACUUUCUUACUUUAAGUCUUUUUUUUAAUUUUUAUUUAUUCAUGUGACAGAGAGAUAGCCAGCGAGAGAGGGAACACAAGCAGGGGAAGUGGGAGAGGAAGAAGCAGGCUCCCAGCGGAGGAGCCCGAUGUGGGACUCGAUCCCGGAACUCUGGGAUCACGCCCUGAGCCGAAGGCAGAGGCUUAACGACUGCGCUACCCAGGCACCCCUCUUACUUUAAGUCUUAUACAGGUUUUGCUAUUUAUUCCUCUUUUACUGCUGCUAUAAAUGGUGUGCUUUUAAAAUUAUAUUAUUGUAUGUUACUGAUAGACAUAAAAACAACUUAUUUUUGGAUAUUGAUCUGCUAGCUAGUUGCCUUGCUAAAAUCCCUUGUUAUUUUGAAUCAACUUGUCUGAUCAUUCUUUUGGAUUUUCUAACCAGGCAGUCAUAUCAUAUGAAAAUACUGAUAGUCUGUCUAGGACCUUUGGAGCAAUGUUAAAAAUAGCAAAGAGAGUGGGCAGCCUCAUCUGGUUCCUGCUUUUAUAGGAAAUGCUCCCAAGAUUUACUCAUUAAAUAUAAUAUAUGCAUAAGAUUUUUGUUAAGUUCUCUUUACCAGUUUAAAGAAGUUUCCUUCUAGGGGCGCCUGGCGGGCUCAGUCGGUGGAGCAUGUGACUCUUGAUCUCAGGGUUGUGAGUUCAAGCCCCACGUUGGGUAUAGAGAUUAUUUAAAAAUGAAAUCUUAAAAGUUUUCCUUCCAAUCUGCUAAGAUCUUUUUCAUGAAAGGAUAUUGAAUGUUGUCCUUUUUUUUUUUUUCUGGAUGAUCCUAUGUUUUUCUUCUUAAAUCUGUUAAUGUAAGUUUUUAGUUUGAGCUCCUUUAAAGGCAGAACCUGGAACAAGGACUUGAGUUCAGGUAGGUUAUUUAAGAGGUGAUCCCAGAAAGCAGGGAGUCAAGGAGCAGGGGGACUGCUCAGGGAAGGAAGAAAAGCCAAUUAAAGGUGUUUGACUGAUGUCAUGACAGCAGGCAAAGGGAGCCUAACUCUCUGGGACCUCGGGGAAUCCUUCUAGAUGCCUCCCACGGUUGCCAAAGGAGAAGAAAGAGGCUGGAGCUCCUAUCCACCAGCUCUGUCCUUCACUGGUUGAGGGCUACAUCUUAGGGAACUUCUCUCCCACUUUUAGAAACCACUUAGCAGGCUAAUAAGUGGCUCCUCGAGCGCUAAAGAAGACUCUGAGGCAAGAAGCAAAAAGAAACAUGGUAUAAACUUGAGGUGGGACACUGCAGGGUAAGGAGGCCCUCCGCUGUUCCCAGUGAGCCUGUGGAUGCCACUCGAGAUGUCCCCUUUUGGUUGUUGGGGCCUGCCCACCGCCCUUCUUGCCCUGUUCUGCUGCCCAGGGUCUGGAGAGGGGUUCGAGGUACGCAUGUAUCCAGAGCAGCUGCUGGUGGAGCCCGGAGGGUCCAAGUUUAUCAAUUGUAGCACCAGCUGUGCCCAGCCUGAGGCCGGCGGCCUGGAGACAGCCCUCACCAAGAGCCUGCUGCAGUCCGGACCUCAGUGGAACCAGUACGUGGUCUCCAACAUCUCCCAGGACACAGUCAUCUACUGCUACUUCACCUGCUCCGGGCGUCAGAAGCUGAAGAGUCUCAAUGUCAGCGUGUUCUACCCUCCAGAGCAGGUGCUGCUGAAACUACAGCCCGCGUGGGUGGCUGCGGGGGGGUCCUUCACAGCCGAGUGCCACGUGCCGGCUGUGAGACCCCUUGAGAGCCUCACUCUUACCCUGCUCCACGGCAAGGAGGCUCUGUGCAACAAGACCUUUACGGGGGAGAAAAAUGGCACCCGAGGGGCCACGGUCACGCACAACAGCACGGCUCACAGGGAAGACAGCCGCCACAACUUCUCGUGCCACGCCCACCUGGAUCUGCGGUCUCGCGGCGGCAGCAUCCUUCGCAGUGUCUCCGAGCCCCAGAUGCUCAAGGUCUACGGCCUUCAGAGAGCCUUGGACAACAAAAGCAGUCCUCCCCUCACCCCUGCUCCGUCAUUAGGCCACCAAGACCCCACAGCACUGCCAUCCCAGACAGGGGUGAGUGGAGGAGGUAGAGGGAGGGCUCUGGUUCCCAGACCCCCAGACCCCCCACCGGCGGUGGCUUCCCAGCCCUGGAUGAUGCUAAGAGGGGCCUUUACUCCAGGGCAAAUGUCAGGCCAGUUCAAGGUCUCCGUGUGGUGAAGAGGGUUUUGAUUCACCCAGGAGAGGGCCUGGCUGUGGUUGGGCAGGGAGGGCUGCCAGGCAUGAGUGCAGAGUCCCAGGCACUAGAGGGGCCCUUGGGGGCUCCAGGGCUCUUUCCAACUCUGUGGUAAAGCUGCCAGGGUCCCAGGGCUGGUGUCUGUCCUCAUGGUAGGCUCUCGGCAUCAUAGUAGUCUGGGGAGAGACAGCACCCUUAUCUUGGCUCCCUGCUGCCUCACUGGACCCCAAGGAGAAAAAGGGAAGGGGACAGGCCUGUUGCCUGCAGCAGUGAUGAUAGGCACUCCCCCGCCCCCCAACAUGGCCCUCCUGGCCUCCUGACCCAUCCCCCGCCUGGGCCCCACUGCCCACCCACCCUGCCCGUACCUGAAGCGGGGGGUACAUCCGCACCCACAGUGCCUGUGGCACUGGGGGGUGGGGGUGGGGGCACAGUUACGCUUCUCCUAACAUGGAGAAAGGAAAAGAAAGACCACACCCCAUCAGAGUGGUCUCUGGGGUCUCACCCAGAAGUAUCUCCACCCCACUCCCAGCUCCUGGUGAGCUCUUCCAGCCCAGCCCCAGGGCAGGGCCCUGGCAAUGCCCGGAUCCUCCAGCCUCACUUACCCCCCCCUUUUCUCAGAGGCAGGAGGGCAGUGCUGAAUCCUGGCUGUGUUCUGCAAGUGCGGCUGAUGUGGGGGGACGGAAAGGAAAGGGACUGGCCAGGGGAGCGAGGGGCCCAGCAUGGGCAUCGGGCAGGGCAGGUAGUGGUGGUGAAACACCAAAGGCCCUUCCUCCUGGGCUUGCAUCUCCUCCUCCUCUCCCACCUCCUCUUCCUCCUCCUCCUCCUGUUGACCCUCCAGGUAGACCUGGGGAUUGUGGGAAAGG
Messenger RNA from Ailuropoda melanoleuca (giant panda), 3500 nucleotides. It is a transcript of the gene ICAM2, whose product is annotated as intercellular adhesion molecule 2. Bases 1722 to 2621 code for a protein of 299 amino acids. Gene Ontology annotation, biological process: cell-cell adhesion. The record is from RefSeq and is a predicted model, not a curated record. Gene Ontology annotation, cellular component: plasma membrane. NCBI's taxonomy places the organism in Eukaryota, Metazoa, Chordata, Mammalia, Carnivora, Ursidae. The transcript has 5 exons. Gene Ontology annotation, molecular function: integrin binding.